AUGCUCUUCAUCCUUUCGAGGGAGUCCAUGGCUGAGAAACGCCGGCUCUCCGCCCGUGAACGUCGCGAACCUGCGGCCAAGCGACGGGUCUCCGAAGCGACCACGCGAGCAUCGUCACCAGCACAAUCUCAACACGCGACAAGGAGAAAGGCUUCCACACCCGCUACUGCCUCAUCGCCAGCUCCGACAGCGAAUCCUGCCUCAGAAACCGUCGUACCACCUAUUUCGACGAAGGUCAAGGAUGGGGAGCCCCUCCCGGUCCUCCCUUCGCCGCAGCCCGCGGACCUCUCCCUUAAAGAGUAUCAAUCAAUCGCGGAAAGCGCGGUUCUUCUUGCCUCCCUAGAACGUUCGAAGAAGAAAUGGCUGAGCGACGGUAUCCUCGAGCGCUAUUGGACCAAGCCGAAAAAGACGAAAAGGGAGCAGCUUGAAGGCAAAAAUCCUCCCAAGGAGUCGAUGUCUAAAGUCGGGCCGUGUAACAUUGUCGUCGGGCCUCAUCUUUUUGAUGCGAUGCUGUAUACAGUCAAAGACCCCAACGCGCCGCCACCAGUUCAAUACACCCCGACCCAACGGCCGAUGGUCCACUAUGGCCACCCCAAUAACUUUCAGCAAUACCAUCCUUAUCCUCAGACUCCUCAUUCUGCCCAGAAUCAGCGACCACAGCCCCCUCAGACCUCACACGCCCCACCUCAGUCUCAACAAGGCUACCGCCCUCCUCCGCAGCCGGCAAGGACGCCGAGUAACCAGACUCCCCAUCGUCCCCCUGGGCCCCAGCCCGCACAGCAGCGUCCCGCCGCAAGUCAGAACCCUCCCACUCAGCCUCCAAAACCAAAUCCUGACCCUGUUAUUCAAAUGCUUGCUACGCGGGCUGCUCAGGACCCCGAACUGAAAGCUUUGAUGAGGCUGGUUGCGUCGACAAAUGCGACACAGGAACAAUUGCGCACCUUCCAGGCCCAUAUAGAUGAGUUAAAUGCAAUUAUAAGGGCGCGUGAACAGCAGCAGCGCCGCCAGCAGCAGCAGCAGCAGCAGCAACAGCGACAGCAGCAACAACAGCAACAACAGCCAGGAACACCUACGCCAACACAACCGCCCCCUCAAACAUCCUAUCCUCCGGCGCAAGUACCUCAGCAACCAGUUCAGCAGCCAUUGCCGGCGAAUCCCCAGCAACAGCCUUCCCAGCAAGAACAGCGAACACCUACACCGCAGGGCCCGCCUCAGCCCCAGCAAUCAUCACAAUCCCGCCCUCCUGUUGAAGUUCAAAUACCAAGGUCUUCGCAUGCCACAGUCGCGCCUCAAAACCAGGCCGGGUUCUCGCAGAACCGCCAGACUCCCGCGCCACAACCCAUGCCCGCAGAGCUGCCGGUGAAACAAGAACCCAGUGUAAAUACGGCCGCGCCAACGCCAGCUCCCCGUGUCUCAAGUCCGAGCGUUGGUCCGGCCUCGCAACAAAGCCCUGCCACGCAACCCUUGCCCCCCGUGCCACAACAUCAGGCAACGGCCUCGAGGCCAGGCCCACAGUAUCAGUACCAGCAGCCGCCCUUUCAGGGUCAGCCAAUUCAGUCCCGGCCGCCCCAAUACGGUUCUCCGGCUCCGUAUUACCGUUCCACUCCUGCGAAGCCGCCAGUACCUCCAAGGUUCAACUAUAAAUCAGUGGUUUUCGAAUUUACAUCACCUCUAACUCCGUACGGAAGCAGCACGUCAGGCCAUGCAGGAUCAGGAGAUCGGUACCUGUUCCCAGAAAACACUAUCCUGGAGUGGCUCCCUGGCGGAACCACUGUCAUCGCUUCUUUCUUGCUGGUCAGGAAAGUGGAUCCAAACGCUCCAUUCCCCAUUGAGACAUCCGCAGACACUGCUCCAUCUCGAGCUAAGGGCAAGACUGGUCCAAAAUCGAAAAAGGCGGACAAAAACAAAGAUAAGGCCGGCGACGUCCAGAAUGGGAAAGACAAGGUCAAAGAAAGUGAAGCCGGUGCGAUAAAUGGAGACAAUCCACAAUCAGAGAAUAAGGACUCGUCCGCCUCAGACUCUAAACAAAACAUCCAAGAUAGCCAAGGCGACCAAAAGGCCUCACAGCCCGCGGAUCCAAGCAAAUCUGCAUCAGACACGAAAACGGGCGACGACAAGAAAUCCCCACCGCUGAAAGAAUACUACCAACCCGUCACCUUCCGCAUUUACAGCUCAAACCCCAAGACUCUCGAGCCCUUGGCGCGGGUUGUGAAACCACAGGAGGAAGUACGCAAGUAUAUGAAUGAGGUCAUGGACCGCGCCGAGAGAGCCCCCGAGGGGUUCCUUGUUUACCGACUACCGCGCGAGCAGCCAAUUGAGGACCAUGAGUUGGAAGUGGACCAUGGCAAAAAGGGCGGCACGCCUGUCCCAGGGUCAGUUGGGCGUAGUAAGCCGUUAAGGGGGAGGAAUUUUGGUGAAGACUCAGAGGCUGAAAGUACAGUUAAAAUCACAGAGGAUGACGAGGACGAGGAGGAAUUGAAGGACUACUAUGGGCCGCCAACAGGGUUUGUCCCGUUGGGUAAAUGA
Molecule: messenger RNA, 2526 nt
Organism: Aspergillus nidulans FGSC A4
Lineage: Eukaryota; Fungi; Ascomycota; Eurotiomycetes; Eurotiales; Aspergillaceae
Exons: 3
Coding region: 1-2526 (841 amino acids)
Biological process (GO): chromatin remodeling
Cellular component (GO): Swr1 complex
Molecular function (GO): ATP-dependent H2AZ histone chaperone activity
Source: RefSeq, a predicted model, not a curated record